CCUCCGACAGCAGUGCUAUCACCGGCGCUGCAUUGAAAGCACGCCAAGAAUGAAAAUAACUGCCCUAAAUCUGUGCAUACAUUGUGUUUAACUGUGCUGUGUCUGUGUUGUGUGAAUUAUGAUUUCGAGAGCGCUUUUCAUAGCGCUGUUUAGUGCAUAUGCUACGUCCCUGACGCCCAUCGCCCCCCAUGCAGCACCGGGAGAUGAUGAUUGUGCGUUAUAUCUGACUGGACCUGGCCGCUCCUCAGCAUAUGACUACAGCUUAAAUCUUUUAAAAGGAAAUUUUGCAUAUGAUGGCCAACAUACAUGUAUUACUUACGAAGCCAUAAACCAAGCUUAUCUGGAUGCGAGAUCGAGAAUAUUGGUGUCUCAACCAAAAGGCGACUGGCACGCUGAAGACUUUGCAAGUGUGGGCGAACUUAUUCUUGACAUUUCUAUCAGUCUGGCGCGCACAUAUGGUCUCACCUACGAAGAGAUAGAGAAAGGUCUACCUCUCAUAGACACAUCGAGAACGCUAAUAAGAGAAGUUUGCCCUCCAGUCUUCUCCCACGUCGAGUGUCGCGCUGGAAAGUAUCGAAGACUUGACGGUCUAUGUAACAAUCUUCAGCAUCCAACAUGGGGUGCUACUAUGGCACCGUUCCAACGAUUAAUUGGUCCGUUAUUCGCUGAUGGCAUUAACGCACCUCGUAUUGCGCAUACGGGGCGAGACCUACCGUUAUCCCGGGUGGUCUCAAGGACCAUGCACCCUGAUGAUGGCUUCCAUGAUCAUGCCGGAACAGUCAUGGUUAUCGCGUGGGGACAAUUCAUGGAUCACGAUUAUACUCUUACUGGAACACCUUUAGACCCAAUUAACCGCAAUGACCCAGAGGAAUGCUGCAAGCGUCCUCCACACUUGAAACACCCCUACUGUAAUGAGAUCAGAAUACCUGAUGAUGACUACUUCUAUCGUCUCUUCGGAGUUAAGUGCAUUGAUUUCGUUAGAGGCUUCCCAUCACCUAGACCUGGAUGUAAGCUUGGUUCGCGAGUGCCGUUCAACACAUUGACAGGAGCCAUUGAUGGUAACACUGUAUACGGUGUUACGGAAAAAUUUUCCAGGAAAUUAAGGACAGGCUACGGGGGUCUUUUAAGAAUGAACCCGGUCUUCAAAGAAUAUGGACUAAAGGACUUGUUACCAUUGAAACUCGACAUCCCAGAUGAAGGUUGUACAAGGCCGAACAAAAACAUGUAUUGCUUUGAAGCUGGCGAAAUCCGUGUUAACGAGCAACUCGUACUGACUGUGAUGCAUACAUUGAUGGCCCGAGAACACAACAGAGUAGCCAAAGGUUUAGCAGCGGUUAAUCCGCAUUGGGAUGAUGAAACUCUAUUCCAGGAAGCAAGAAGGAUUAAUAUCGCUGAAAUACAACAUAUUACAUACAACGAAUUCCUGCCUAUACUCUUAGGAAAGGACGUGAUGGAAAAGUUCGGCUUGGUGCUUGAAAAAGAUGGUUACUGGAAUGGAUAUGAUCCAGAAGUAAAUGCAGAUGUGAUCGAUGCCUUUGCAUCGGCUGCUUACCGUUUCGGACAUUCUUUGCUGCCCACAGCUGUAGAGAGAUGGUCCAAAGCGCAUAAGUUCAUUGCUUCAAAGCGCUUGUCAGAUCUUAUUCGUAGACCGUAUGACCUCUACAGAGCUGGGGUACUCGACGAAUACGUCAUGGGUCUGAUGAACCAAGUUGCUCAAGCUAUGGACGACUCUAUCACCCAAGAGGUCACCAAUCAUCUUUUUAAGAAGGUUGGAGCGCGGUUCGGAAUGGAUUUGGUUUCCUUAAACAUGCAGAGAGGACGGGAGUUCGGUAUUCCCGGUUACAUGGAGUUCAGGAAGUUCUGUGGCUUGUCAGAUGCUAACACCUUCCAGGAUUUGUUUGGGUCUAUGCCAAAUGAGACAUUGAGGAAGUACGAGACAAUCUUCGAGCAUCCGAUUGAUAUAGAUCUGUGGUCGGGAGGAGUAUCAGAGAGGCCCCUACGCGGUUCCAUGUUGGGACCGACUUUUGCUUGUAUUAUUGCAACACAAUUCUCUUAUUCACGAAGGGGAGACAGAUUCUGGUUCGAGCUGCCAAACCAACCGUCAUCUUUCACACCGGAGCAACUGACAGAAAUUAAGAAGUCCCGUCUCGCACGAGUGAUUUGUGACAACACUGACAUCAUUGACACAGUCCAGGUCUAUCCCUUCGUCCUACCCGACCACGAAUUGAACCCAAGAGUACCUUGCAGAAGUGGUAUUCUACCAUCUAUGGACUUUUCUAAAUGGGCAGAGCCGGUACCAUUCGGUGCCGCAAAACAAUACGUGAGUAGUUUCGGGUUUAAUUCCUUUCACGGGAAGUAGUAAAAUAGCACAGUAGUAGUUUUGUAAGCAUUGGAUAUUGUAUUUGGUUUGAGAAAAAUAAUCUUUUAGUGACAACUGUUACCGAAUUUUUAAAUAUUGUUCAUAAAAUUCAAGAGGUGAAGUUCUUUUAUGUAAGAUUAGUUAAUUAUAUUUCCUCCCUCACUGUUUAAAGUUAAUCAGUCAAUUCACUAUUUUAACUUAAGACAAGAAAAGGAAAAUGAGACAGAGAACACAAGAGAUAGAGAUGAAAAAAAUAAUUGGUUAUAUCAGUGUAAUUAGACUGAUUUCGUUUAUAUAAAAACGGGGAUAAUAAAUCCAUAUUAAAUAUCCAAUGCGUGUAUUAUAUGACGUAUACUAAUGCGUAGUCAGUAGACUAAGGUAAUGUAGUUAUGGAAAUUAUUUAGACAAUUCUCAGUGCAUUCUCGGAUACUGCUUUGAUGAUGUAUGAAAAUAAAUUGUAAAAAUGAACAAUUUCACGCCUGAAUAAAUUGAAUUAUUUAUUGUAAUAGUUAUAGUGUGCACACUAAUCAUUGAUUUUUAACUUUAUCAUAAUCAGAUUUUUUUAAUCGAGAAUUAUCUACUUCACCCACAGAUUUUAUUUAAACAUGUUACAAUCUCUAUUUUUAUAUUUAGGCAUAUGCAUUAUGCACGAAAUUAAAUGUUGCCAUAAAUCCGCAAUUCAUAGAACGUAGAUAUUUUUGUAAAUAUUUAUUAUAAAUAUAUUGCCCCCUUAAAAAUAAGUUUUUAAUAUUAAUCUUAAAUUCCUUUAAUAUUAACGAACCCAAGACAAACUGUUUAACCCUUUCUUAAAAUUAGUACAGAUUUAUUUACGCAUUACAUUGUAUUGUUUUUUGUUUUAUCAAAAAUUUAUAAAAUUCUAGCGUACAGGGAUAACGUUAAUGUAUUGGUUUUAACAAGCACUUAAAAAGAGAAAUUGUGAAUUAGCAGUAUUUAGCUUAGAUAUGUAGAUGUUAAUGUAUGUGCUAGUAUUAUUUCUGUAGAGAACUCCACAGUGUAAAUAAUAGAAUAAGGUAUUUAAUUAAUAAUACUAAUAAAUAUUAAAAGUAGA
Molecule: messenger RNA, 3428 nt
Organism: Pieris rapae (cabbage white)
Lineage: Eukaryota; Metazoa; Arthropoda; Insecta; Lepidoptera; Pieridae
Gene: cysu
Product: peroxidase
Exons: 14
Coding region: 119-2359 (746 amino acids)
Biological process (GO): response to oxidative stress
Molecular function (GO): peroxidase activity; heme binding
Source: RefSeq, a predicted model, not a curated record